AUAUAAUAAAAUCUGAAGAAAACAAAAAAAAAAAAACUCUCAGCUUCGUCGUCCCCUCCUUUCACGGUGACGGUGAAGACAAACCAGAACAUGGUCAACUAGUCCCCUCCCUCCAAAAAUCUCAACCUCCCUCUCUCUCUCUCUCUCUCUCUCUCUCUCUCUUCUUUCUAUCUCUUCUCUUUUUCUGAUCUUGAAAUUUCCUUUUUUUUUACCGGCGACGAUAUGUCAGUCGCCGGAGCGAUUAACCCCGUACCUGUUGCACCCACGACUCGCCGUCGUGUCCCCGAUUCUCUAGACGUAAUCUCCGAACGACCCACGAAUCCAUCCGAUUUCUGCAAUACAGUUAACUUACCCGUCGUCGGAUCAACGGAUUUGGACGGAGGAGGAGACGCGAGUGGCCAAGACUCGUCUCCAUCUUCCGAAAACUCUUCUUCAUCUACUGGAUCUCAUUACCAUCACGAUCACCAUCACCGAUUCUACAAUCACCCGGCGAUUCGUUACCUGAGAAGAUUCUGGAUUCCGUUUGUUGGUGGAUCGACGGUUGUGACUGGGCAAGGGUUUAGAUCGGGGAGAAACGUGGGUCGUCGGAUCUUGGGUUUACUCAUGGUGCUCGUUGUUGCGUCUGUGUUCCUUAGGGUCUACCUUAUGGUUGGUGUACGCGUGGUUGAUCACGCUCGUUUGAAUGAGUUUGUUGUCGUUAGAACGCUUCGUGAUGAUUUGUCUAUGGCUCAACGUGAAGUUGCCGAGAACCAUGCUUCUUCUCAGCCAAUGCGCCUUCUCGAAAAGCUUCCCUGUAAUCGGAGGUCUUUUACAGGUUUUGAUGAUUCACUAAUUCGUUAUCAUUUCCUCUGUUUUUGCAAUAUUCCGGAAAUUUGGCAGAAACCUGAAAGCGGGAAUUAUCGCCAAUGUGUGGCACGUCCUAAGAACUAUACAAGACUGCACCGCCAAACCAAUGGGUAUCUUUUAGUACACGCAAAUGGAGGAUUGAAUCAGAUGAGAACUGGGAUAUGUGACAUGGUUGCUGUUGCCAAGAUUAUGAAUGCAACUCUUGUUCUUCCUCUUCUUGACCAUGAAUCUUUCUGGACUGACCCGAGCACGUUCAAAGAUAUUUUUGACUGGAGAAACUUCAUGAACGUACUUAAACACGAUGUUGACGUUGUUGAGUACUUGCCUCCUCAGUAUGCCGCCAUGAAGCCUCUUCUCAAGGCCCCUGUUUCUUGGUCGAAGGCUAGUUACUACAGAAGCGAAAUGCUGCCACUGUUGAAACGUCACAAGGUGUUAAAGUUCACGCUUACUGACUCACGGCUUGCUAACAAUGGCUUGCCACCAUCCAUCCAACGACUGAGAUGUCGUGCUAAUUACCAGGCACUGCUGUACACCAAGGAGAUCGAGGACCUAGGAAAGAUUUUGGUUAACCGGUUAAGAAACAACAGUGAGCCGUAUAUAGCUCUGCAUUUGAGAUAUGAGAAGGACAUGCUUGCCUUUACAGGAUGCAACCACAAUCUUACCACUGAGGAAGCUGAAGAGCUGAGAAUCAUGAGGUACAGUGUCAAACAUUGGAAGGAGAAAGAGAUUGAUAGCGAAGAGAGACGUAUUCAAGGGGGAUGUCCAAUGUCUCCGCGGGAAGCAGCUAUAUUUCUAAAGGCAAUGGGUUAUCCGUCCUCCACAACUGUAUAUAUAGUUGCUGGUGAAAUCUAUGGAAGCAGGAGUAUGGAUGCUUUCCGUGCAGAGUACCCAAAUGUAUUCUCUCAUUCAACUCUUGCGACUGAAGAAGAGUUAGAGCCUUUCAGUCAAUACCAGAACCGCCUUGCUGCAUUGGACUACAUUGUGGCCCUUGAAAGUGAUGUUUUUGUGUACACAUACGAUGGGAAUAUGGCUAAGGCGGUACAAGGGCACAGAAGGUUUGAAGGUUUUAGGAAGUCCAUAAAUCCAGACAGGCUGAAUUUUGUUAGAUCGAUAGAUCAUUUUGACGAGGGUGUCAUAUCUUGGGAAGAGUUUUCUUCAGAGGUUAAGAGAUUAAACAAAGACAGAAUUGGAGCGGCAUAUGCGAGACUGUCUGCUGCUCUUCCCAGGCUUGAGGAGAACUUCUAUGCGAAUCCACAACCCGAUUGCAUCUGUAACAAGUCUCAUCCGGAGAAGCUCUGGAAAAAAUCAGGUCUAAGAACAGAUUCAAAGAGUUGGAAGAAGAGUGCCUUACGAUAGCAGCGAUACAGUAAUCAAAUACAGUGGAGAUUCCGAUGCCAAAGAAUACUGCAGUGGAUACAUAGAACAAUUUGCUUUGAGUUUAUAGCCUUCUUGUACAAUAUAGGAAACAGAAGUAACCCGAGUUUUUGGAAGAUUCAGACAGCUUGUAGAAUCCAUUCACACCGUACAGGAUGAGCGUCAAGACUUGCGUCAGCUAGAGGAAUUUUGUGACCCCGCACCUGAGUUAGAACAAAAGACAGAUCAUGGGGAAACAAUUGUUCUUCCUCAUUAGUUUACAUGGUUGUUAUCAGUGACCUCAAAAUUUGAUUGUACAUUGGAUUACAAUUUGCAUCAGUAUACAUCUCACACACGGCUUACAACGUUUUGUAUAAAAGCUGAGUUCGUGAUAUUAUAUUAUAUCACAUA
Molecule: messenger RNA, 2610 nt
Organism: Camelina sativa (false flax)
Lineage: Eukaryota; Viridiplantae; Streptophyta; Magnoliopsida; Brassicales; Brassicaceae
Source: RefSeq, a predicted model, not a curated record